GGAGGAAGGAGCCUGGAAUGAUCGCGACGUUGACGAUCUUCCUCUGUUCUUUGAACGAACAACUGUUCUCCAACAUCGUCGGAACUCGCCCGCCGCAGAUCCAUCCGGAGCGCCCGCUCGGGGAAGAGAUGGGGACCUCGACGACGCUGCUCGACAGGUUCUCCCGCGCCUUCCACGACCACCCCUCCCUCGCCAAGCUCGUCGUCCUCUUCACCGUCAGUGGAGGAGGGCUUGUGGCAUAUGCAGAGGCAAACUCAGGUGCACAAGCAAUUGUGCCAGUAGAAGCAGAGAGCAAAAAGAAGAGGGUGGUGGUACUUGGAACUGGCUGGGCUGGAACAUCUUUUUUAAGGAAUAUUAAGAACUCCUCCUAUGAUGUCCAGAUUGUGUCACCUCGUAAUUACUUUGCAUUUACCCCUCUGUUGCCGAGCGUUACUUGUGGUACAGUGGAAGCUCGUAGCAUUGUUGAACCAAUUCGGAACAUUGUUCGGAAGAAAAAUAUGGACAUUCGUUUCUGGGAAGCCGAGUGUGUCAAGAUUGAUGCAGAAAAUAAAAAGGUCUACUGUCGAACUAGUAACGGGACCAAUUUGAAUGGAAAAGAGGAAUUCGUUGUUGACUAUGACUAUCUCGUUAUAGCCAUUGGUGCCCGGUCCAACACAUUUAAUAUUCCUGGGGUUGAGGAGAACUGCAAGUUCUUGAAGGAAGUAGAGGAUGCUCAAGAAAUUCGAAGAAGUGUCAUCGACUGUUUUGAAAGAGCAAGCCUACCAAACUUAAGUGAUGAGGAAAGAAAAAGAAUUCUUCAUUUUGUUGUUGUUGGCGGUGGCCCAACAGGUGUGGAGUUUGCUGCAGAGCUUUAUGACUUUGUGAAUGAGGAUUUAGUGAAAUUGUAUCCACGGGUGAAGGAGUUAGUGAACAUAACACUUCUGGAGGCAGCUGAUCAUAUCUUGAACAUGUUUGACAAAAGAAUCACCAAUUUUGCUGAGACCAAAUUCCGAAGAGACGGAAUUAAUCUAAAAACUGGGUCAAUGGUUGUGAAAGUAACUGAUAAAGAAAUUUCUACCAAAGAGAAGACUGGGGAAACAUCUUCUAUUCCCUAUGGUAUGGCUGUCUGGUCAACUGGUAUUGGGCAGCGGCCUGUAGUAAGAGAUUUCAUGAAGCAAGUUGGUCAGGCUAGUAGACGCGCUCUGGCAACUGAUGAAUGGCUUCGUGUCGAGGGAUGUGAUAGUAUAUAUGCACUUGGUGAUUGUGCCACAAUUAAUCAGCGAAAAGUCAUGGAAGAUAUUGCGGCUAUAUUUAGUAAGGCAGAUAAGGACAAUUCGGGGACACUGACUGCAAAAGAAGCUCGUGAGGUCAUUGCUGACAUCUGUGAAAGAUACCCUCAGGUGGAGCUGUACCUGAAGAAUAAGAAAUUGGGAGACAUUGUUGAUCUGUUGAAGGAAUCGAAGGGGGAUGUCGAGGAGGAAUCAAUCGAAUUAGAUAUUGCAGAAUUUACCUCGGCUCUUUCCCAGGUGGAUUCUCAGAUGAAAAAUCUUCCGGCAACAGCGCAGGUUGCAGCACAGCAAGGUGCCUAUCUAGCUGAUUGUUUUACCCGGAUGGAGGAGUGUGAGAAAAAUCCUGAAGGUCCUCUCCGGUUCAGAGGAGAGGGCCGCCAUCGGUUCCGUCCUUUUAGGUACAAGCAUUUAGGACAAUUUGCUCCUCUGGGAGGAGAACAGACAGCAGCACAACUUCCUGGUGAUUGGGUCUCAAUCGGUCAAAGUAGUCAAUGGCUCUGGUAUUCUGUCUAUGCGAGCAAGCAAGUCAGCUGGCGCACGAGGAUGUUGGUGAUAUCAGAUUGGACGAGGCGUUUCGUUUUCGGGAGGGACUCGAGCCGUAUCUGAAGCUACAUAAGUUUAUGCUGGACUUCUUUUCCUCACGACUACGGCGUAUGGGCUAGUGAUUCGAUUUCAAAGUUUUGAGAGCCUCCUUUAAGAGUUUUGCUUGUAAUAAUUCAAUUCACAGUCCCAUUGAUUUAUUCAUGAUAGGUAGCCAACUAAGCAUAUAGCUACCAAAAAUAAACUUAACUGCUUGAAGCAGCAAAAUAUUAUAUUGGGGAGACAUCCUUUCAUUUGGAUGGUGAACGUUAGUAAAAGUUUCUGCUUGAGAUUGGACCGCCUA
This is a messenger RNA of Syzygium oleosum, 2151 nucleotides long. Its product is annotated as external alternative NAD(P)H-ubiquinone oxidoreductase B2, mitochondrial-like. The transcript is spliced from 10 exons. Gene Ontology annotation, molecular function: NADH dehydrogenase activity; calcium ion binding. The coding region runs from base 18 to 1874 and encodes 618 amino acids. Lineage: Eukaryota; Viridiplantae; Streptophyta; Magnoliopsida; Myrtales; Myrtaceae. The record is from RefSeq and is a predicted model, not a curated record.